AUGGCUGCCAUCAAAAUGGUUUUUCCGAAGGAUCCUCGUUUGUGGGUGUAUCCUUUACUUGUUAUGUACUUUAUCCUGCUUUGGAUUGAGUUACAGAGCUUAAAUGAGGCAACGCACAUGGGGACCUUGGCAGGGACAUACCCAUCUGGGCGUUCAAGAAGUUUGUCCGAGUUGUCUCUCUUUUUAAAUGAUUUUUCACGCAGGGAGAACCAGCACAUGAAUGGGAAUCACCACAUUUCCAGAGAUAGCCACAGUAGCAAUAACCAGAAAAGUAACUCACACGGGGAGAUGCACACAUGGGGCAAAUGGUCUGAUACGAGUCUGCUUGACAGAUCCGAUGUGAAUCUACUUGGCAGGUCCGAUGAAAGUCUGUUUGACAGGUCCGAUGAAAGUCUAUUUGACAGGUCCGAUAUGGGGAAUGAUAGGGAGCCCUGCAUUCAGGAAUGUUAUGAAGGCUACCCUCAUCAAACUUAUAGAAGCCACCCCCAGCAAACUUAUGGAGGUUACCCUCAACAAAGUCAUGGAGCCCAUGCAAGGCAAUACAGUGGGACUGCUUACCCCAAUUGGAGGAAUCGUAUCCUAGACAAGUACAGACCAAUGCUCCCAUAUGGUUGCGCCAUCGAGGACAUUUCGAAGGACCUCACAGAUGAGUAUAUAUUGAACAUGCCCUACAAAUUCCUCUUUCAUUCUUGGCUUAGUAAAAGAAAGGCAUUUAUUUUAUAUUUUUACAAUGGGAUCUACUUAGAAAGGAAGUACUACGUCAUGGUGGACGACCUGAAUAGAUGGUUUUCGAGCGUAGCAGAAACCAAUAAUUUGCCACAUGAUUACAAGUUACAGUGGUGGGAAGAAUGCAACAAAGCGCUCCUACACGACUUGGAAUGUAUCCAAAAGACAUUUGACAAUUUAUUCCGCAACUUUGUUGCUAAAAGAAAAGGAAAAUAUAUAUGGACUAUACCAUUUGAAAAUCUACUACAUGGUUUUUACAAGUUAACAUAUGGAAGUGUUGUCCAAAAUAGGGUAAAGUGGAUUACUAUUUUGACCCAGAAGGUGAGAACCUACAGAGCGAGGGCAAACAGGAAGCACAUUACUUAA
Plasmodium coatneyi is the source of this 1092-nucleotide messenger RNA. RefSeq lists its product as uncharacterized. The record is from RefSeq and is a predicted model, not a curated record. The coding region runs from base 1 to 1092 and encodes 363 amino acids. Lineage: Eukaryota; Apicomplexa; Aconoidasida; Haemosporida; Plasmodiidae. The transcript is spliced from 2 exons.